This is a messenger RNA of Lotus japonicus, 780 nucleotides long. RefSeq lists its product as uncharacterized. Bases 1 to 780 code for a protein of 259 amino acids. The record is from RefSeq and is a predicted model, not a curated record. The transcript is spliced from 2 exons. Gene Ontology annotation, molecular function: zinc ion binding; nucleic acid binding. NCBI's taxonomy places the organism in Eukaryota, Viridiplantae, Streptophyta, Magnoliopsida, Fabales, Fabaceae.
AUGCGCUUUCAGUCAUUAGUUGAGAAAGCCACGGAGGUGGAACUGAUGAAGAACAGGAGGUUGAACCGUAUUGGAACUGGAGGGCCAAUGAGGUCAGGCUCUCAAAACUAUCAAGGUAAAGGGAAAUUUCAUAACAAGAGGCCGUAUCUGCGUUCUACUGGGAGAGGGUUUUACUCAGGAUCUUAUAGACCCAUUACUGGUACUGCUAGGGGUUCUGGAGAUCAGACUUUGAACAGGGAGGUGACCUGCUUCAAAUGUGGGAAGCCGGGGCACUAUGCUAAUGCUUGUCCGGACACGAGACCCCAGUGCUUUAAUUGUAACAAACUGGGUCAUACUGCCGGUCAGUGCAGGGCACCCAAGACGGAACCGACUGUUAACACUGCUCGAGGAAAACGCCCUGCUGCAAAAGCGAGAGUUUACACCAUGGAUGGUGAAGAGGCUGAAGGAGUUGAUGGCCUGAUUAGAGGAAAUUGCGAGAUUGAUGGUAAUCUCCUAACUGUACUUUUCAAUUCCGGUGCAAUGCAUUCGUUUAUUUCUAGGGAGUGCGUGACCAGAUUGAAACUGCCUGUUACUGCUUUGAGCUUUGAUCUUAUUUUCACUACCCCUGCUAAAACCCUACUUACUAAUGCUGCAUGCAUGUACUGUCCGGUGACAUAUAGAGAUAGAGUCUAUCAUGCUAACCUAGUUCGUUUGAGGAAUUUCAAGGAGCGGAAGAAGAAGAUUGUGAAGGAACGCUUCAGGAUCACACUAGAGGAGCUACAAGUGAGGGCAACUCACUGA